GCCUUUGGGAAGUAUAAGCUGGAGCUGGAGGAAGAUAGAGCAAGUAGCUCUGUGUCUAUGACUUCGUUGCCCAGUUAGGAGACAUGUACUCUCCACCAAGGAAAGACUUUGUCUCUUUGACUGUGGGAGAGCAGCACAGCCGAAACUACAACAACGGCAAACACAGGAGACAGUCUUGCUGGCGGAAAUGGAAACAGUUGUCGCGGAUGCAGCGCAGUUUGAUCCUAUUCCUGUUAGCCUUUCUGCUCAUCUGUGGGAUAUUCUCCUACCCUAGUCUUACUGAGCAAUGGAGAGGUGUCUCUGACAGGUCAGUAGAGGAUGACUGGGCUGAAAUUGACAACAGAGGUCUCAGGCCAGUCCCGCCAGGGGUAGUCCCAAAGGUCGUGUCUGGGGUCAUUAAGGAUGCGAUGCCGGAGGUCGUGCCUGAGCCACAGAGGCCAAAUAUUCCCAUUCUUCCCAAACCACCGGCGAUGAAACCCAUUCUGAACAAGAGGGGUCCUCCAACUAUGCAGAAGCGAGGGAACGUGUCAGACUGGCAGGUGAAAGAAAGAGAAGAACCAGUGGUCAAGAGAGAAGAGGAUGAAGAGGAAAAAGGAGAGAAAACCCUCAUCAGUUGGAGAGGAGCUGUGAUUGAACCUGAGCAGGCCACUGAGUUGCCCCCCUCUGCUCGAGAGAGGGAGGUAGCUGUACCCGCUGAUCCUGCGGGUGUUGCCCCCUUAGCACCAGUUUCAGAUAGCACAGUGGACCGUCUGGAGGCAGUUCGAGAAGCUUUCCGUCAUGCAUGGAAAGGCUAUAAGCAGUUUGCUUGGGGUCAUGAUGAGCUUAAGCCCAUUUCCAAGUCCUACAGUGAGUGGUUUGGCCUGGGCUUGACCCUCGUAGAUGCUCUAGACACUAUGUGGAUCCUGGGCCUGAAAGAAGAGUUUGAGGAGGCCAGGAAAUGGGUUGAGACCGACUUGUCGUUUAAUAAGAACGUGGAUGUGAACCUGUUUGAAACCACCAUCCGUAUUCUGGGAGGUCUGCUAAGCACGUACCAUUUGACUGGAGAUUCUCUGUUCCUGGACAAAGCAAAAGACAUCGGCUCCAGAUUAAUGCCUGCCUUCAACACUCCAUCAAAAAUCCCGUUUUCUGAUGUGAACAUCGGCAAAGGCAUAGCCCAUUCCCCACGCUGGACCACUGACAGCACGGUUGCUGAGGUGACCAGCAUUCAACUGGAGUUCAGAGAACUGGCCCGCCUCACCCAAGACCCGCAGUACCGGAAAGCUGUGGAGGAGGUGACAAGACAAGUGCACAGGCUGGAAGGCAAACACGACGGCCUGGUGCCCAUGUUCAUCAACACCAACAGUGGCAAAUUCACCCACCGUGGAGUGUUCACCCUUGGGGCUCGUGCAGAUAGCUACUAUGAAUACCUCCUUAAACAGUGGCUUCAGGGAGGGAAGAAGGAGACCGAACUGCUGGAGGACUACCUUCAGGCUGUAGAGGGUAUAAAGAAGAACCUCUUGAAAAAGACAUCUCCCAGUGAGUUAACAUUUGUGGGAGAGCUAUCUCACGGCCGACUCAACCCAAAGAUGGAUCAUUUAGUCUGCUUUUUGCCGGGUACGCUUGCACUGGGUGCCCACAGUGGUUUACCUGCAGAUCAUAUGGACCUGGCUGUGCUGCUGAUGGAGACGUGCCAUCAGAUGUAUGCCCAGAUGGAGACAGGCUUGAGCCCUGAGAUUGCCCACUUCAACCUCCAGCCACGGAACGGCCGCGACGUUGACGUCAAGCCUGCAGACAGACACAACCUACUGAGACCAGAGACGGUGGAGAGUCUUUUUUACAUGUACAGAUACACUAAGGAUAAGAAAUACAGAGACUGGGGCUGGAACAUUCUGCAGAGCUUUAACAAAUACACCAGAGUCCCCAGUGGUGGCUACACUUCCAUUGGAAACGUGCGUGACCCCAUGAACCCUGGACCAAGGGAUAAAAUGGAAAGUUUUUUCUUGGGAGAGACUCUGAAGUACCUGUUUCUGCUUUUCUCAAACGACACAGAAUUGAUCAGUCUGGAUAAGUACGUGUUGAACACAGAAGCCCACCCCUUACCCAUCUGGCCUUCUACAUCCUGAGGGCACAGGGGAAGGCAAGCAUUACUAUGUUCACAGGAGCUGAUCCGUACAGAAACUGUCUUAUAAUUGCUCUGCU
This is a messenger RNA of Chanos chanos (milkfish), 2178 nucleotides long. RefSeq names its product mannosidase, alpha, class 1B, member 1a (gene man1b1a). Gene Ontology annotation, cellular component: endoplasmic reticulum; membrane. The coding region runs from base 84 to 2102 and encodes 672 amino acids. The transcript is spliced from 14 exons. Gene Ontology annotation, molecular function: calcium ion binding; mannosyl-oligosaccharide 1,2-alpha-mannosidase activity. The record is from RefSeq and is a predicted model, not a curated record. Gene Ontology annotation, biological process: mannose trimming involved in glycoprotein ERAD pathway; carbohydrate metabolic process. Lineage: Eukaryota; Metazoa; Chordata; Actinopteri; Gonorynchiformes; Chanidae.